CUGCCCUCUCCCCAGCGGCUCCGAGAGUGGUACGCUCGGCGCUGCAGUCUCCGGAGUGGCGCUCCUAGUGUCGCGGACCCUGGUGCUGGAGGUGCUGCUGCUGCUGGAGGUGCUGCUGGCGCUACUGGAGGUGCUGCUGGUGCUGGAGCUGCUGGAGGUGCUGCUGCUGGCAGUGCUGCUGGCGCUGCUGGAGGUGCUACUGGUGCUGGAGCUGCUGGAGCUGCUGGAGGUGCUGCUGCUGCUGGUGGUGCUGCUGGUGCUGCUGGAGCUGCUGGAGGUGCUGGUGCUGCUGACGCUGCUGGAGGUGCUGCUGGUGCUGGUGCCGCUGGAGCUGCUGGAGGUGCUGCUACUACUGGAGGUGCUGCUGGUGCUGCUGACGCUGCUGGAGGUGCUGCUGGCGCUGGUGCUGCUGCAGCUGCUGGAGGUGCUGCUACUACUGGAGGUGCUGCUGGCGCUGCUGGAGCUGCUGGAGGUGCUGCUGCUGCUGGCGGUGCUACUGGCGCUGCUGGAGGGGCUGCUGGUGCUGGUGCUGCUGGAGCUGCUGGAGCCGCUGGUCCUGGAGGUGCUCGUACUGGAGGUACUGGAGCUGCUGGGACUGGGCCUGCUGAGGGGGUUGGAGCUGGAGGUGCUGAGCGGCCGCGGCCAUACUACGUUCCGCUCCUUCAGCAGGUUCUUGGUCUCCCGCCCUCUACUGGUCCUUCUCCUCCCCUACUGAGUCCACCGUCUGUCCAGUCGCAGUCACAGUUACAGUCUGCCUCUCCGCUGCCUGCCCCUUCUCCUUACACUGCGCCGACGGGUAGUCUUACUGAGCGUCGUGAGCCUGAGUCUCGUCCUCCGUCGCCUGAGUCUAGUCCUGCAUCUCGUGAGCCUCGUCCAGAGUCGCCUGUCCGCGCUGCCCGCACUCGUCGUCGUGUUCCGCGUGAGCGUCCUCCUCCUGUCCUUGGCACUCACUAUAUGACCCUGCGUCAUUCCACUGCUCCGCAGCGUGUCCCUCUGCCGUCUCCUCCUGCGUCCUCUCUUCCUGACGUUGCUGACCCGCCGUCAGACCUUACUCGUGCUGCUAGUCCUACUGUCGCGCGUCUCCUUGCCACUGUUGUCACUGACCCUACCUUUGAGUCCUCUGUUGCGUCUGCUCUAGUCGCUGAGCUUGUGGACUUUGCUGCCGCCUGUCGUCUAGACUACGCCGCUAGCCUUGUUGCUGAGUCUGAGUCUGUCUGUCCUCCGUCCGUCGGGGGUGAGUGUGCUCUUGGCACGGACGUCCUUGAGGACAGACAGGAGGAGUUUGAGUGCUUUGCUGCUGCUUUACCUCAUCUCGUGUCCAUGCUGAUUGCCCCUGAGGGAGACCCGGAUGCACCAGACAUCCCGACCCCACGCUCCUACGCAGAGGCGAUGGAGGGUCUCUACUCCUCUCAGUGGCAGACAGCCAUGGACGCAGAGAUGGCUUCCUGGAAGUCCACAGGCACCUACGUCGACGAGGUUCCCCCACCUGGGGCGAACAUCGUCAGUGGCAUGUGGAUUUUCAGGGUGAAGCGGCCGUCGGGUUCUCCGCCUGUCUUCAAGGCGCGUUAUGUUGCUCGAGGCUUCAGUCAGCGAGAGGGAGUUGACUUCUUCCAGACCUUCUCCCCGACCCCGAAGAUGACCACUCUUCGGGUUCUGCUACACGUCGCUGCUCAGCGUGACUACGAGCUCCACUCUCUUGACUUCAGCACUGCGUUCCUACAGGGCAGCCUACACGAGGAGAUCUGGCUGCGCCGCCCACCUGGCUUCACUGGGUCGUUCCCUCGUGGUACCCAGUGGAGCCUCCGGCGGCCAGUCUACGGUCUCCGCCAGGCACCCCGUGAGUGGCACGACACACUGAGGACUACGCUUGCGGCUCUUGGGUUUGCUCCUUCUACUGCUGACCCGUCGCUGUUUCUACGCACCGACACCACUCUGCCGCCGUUCUACGUUCUCGUGUACGUCGACGACUUGGUCUUUGCUACUGCUGACACUGAGGCACUCGCCCACGUGAAGUCGGAGCUGCAGAAGAGACACACGUGCACAGACCUGGGUGAGCUGACAAGCUAUCUUGGCUUGCGGAUCACCCGGGACAGAGCACAGCGCACCAUCACCUUGACUCAGUCACACAUGGUGCAGCAGGUCCUUCCUUCAGCGCUUCCGCUUCACGCUGAGAUCUACGCCACAGCCAUGGCUGCCCAGGAGCUACGCUGGCUCACCUACUUGCUGACCGACCUUGGAGAGCGGCCUCGUUCUCCUCCAGUGCUGUACGUCGACAACAAGGCAGCCAUUGCCUUGUGUCAGGAGCACAGACUAGAGCAUAGAACGAAGCACAUCGCUCUGCGCUACUUCCUUGCUCGAGAGCUGCAGCAGCGUGGUCAGCUUCGUCUUUCGUACGUGGCCACUCGGGCCAACACUGCUGAUGUGUUCACCAAGGCGCUUCAGCCUUGUGAUCAUCAGCGUUUCUGUACUGUUCUAGGCCUUGUGCCUACUGUCCCUCACUUGCUCACUUCUUGA
Molecule: messenger RNA, 2514 nt
Organism: Closterium sp. Naga37s-1
Lineage: Eukaryota; Viridiplantae; Streptophyta; Zygnematophyceae; Desmidiales; Closteriaceae
Source: the annotation of a GenBank genome assembly